Topomyia yanbarensis is the source of this 1544-nucleotide messenger RNA. Its product is annotated as methyltransferase-like protein 17, mitochondrial. The record is from RefSeq and is a predicted model, not a curated record. Lineage: Eukaryota; Metazoa; Arthropoda; Insecta; Diptera; Culicidae. Bases 63 to 1430 code for a protein of 455 amino acids. The transcript has 5 exons. Gene Ontology annotation, cellular component: mitochondrial small ribosomal subunit. Gene Ontology annotation, molecular function: structural constituent of ribosome; methyltransferase activity. Gene Ontology annotation, biological process: translation.
CAUGAAACAAGCACGCGAAACACAAGAGCAAAACACAAACAUGAAAUAAGCAGUCGGUCAAUAUGUUCGCUAGUAAUUUUUACUCAAAAAGUUAUGCUGCUUUUCCCAAUUUGAAGCGCAUUCUUUGCACUGCAGCCAAACGUAAACCCGAGGUAACUUUGGAAGAAUCGACAAAGCAUGCUUUAGAUGCCGGUCAAUAUAAACCUAGACAUCACGAAGGUAGACUAACCAGCGGAUGCAUCAGCGUACCAGAUUCGAUUGUGAAUGCAAUCAUCAAAAGCUGUAAAGACCACCCGGUUAAGGCAUUGCUAACCGAGGGUGCCAAGUUGGACAACUUUUUGCGAUCCCGAAAGCCGCCGCUUGAACAUGAUGAGCUUAGAAAAAGAAUUAACGAAUGUAGGCAGUUUGUGGGAGCGGAAUUUCGGGAAAGAUUUCAUGUAGAAGAGAUGGCUGAAGAACAAUUAACCUAUAUCAAUAAAGUGGUGGAAGCACAAUCAAAAAAACGGGCCAAGCAACAAAUAUAUGCCUGGAAACCUAUUGAUUAUGACGAGUUCAAAAGCCUCGAAUAUCUGUUGGGUCGAUCGGCCGCAGAAUAUGCGGUUUUGAUGCGAAUAUUUGAGGAAAUCAAAAAACGCGAUUCCGAAUUCAAACCUCGUAGUUUUAUAGAUUUUGGUUCGGGUGUCGGUACGGGCACAUGGGCAGCGUCCAAUAUUUGGAAGGAAAAUAUCUUCGAGUACGUUUCCAUCGAUGCGUCUCCUGCUAUGAAUGAACUAGCCGAACUGAUUCUUCGCGGUGGAGAAAUGAACAAGUCAAUGAGCGUUCGAGGUGUAUUCUAUAGGCAGUUUCUGCCGGCUUCACAUAGCAAGUACGACAUUGUAUUGAGUGCGUUCUCUUUGUUUGAACUGCCAUCGAAAAAAACUCGAACUGAUGUGUUGGAAAAUUUGUGGAAUAAAUGCGACGGUUAUCUAGUGCUGGUAGAGCAAGGAUCGUAUGCAGGCUAUUCGUUGAUUGAAGAAGCGAGGGAAUAUCUUUUGGAGAAAAUCAACUCCAGUGGUAGCGAAUAUCAUAUUUUUGCUCCGUGCCCUCAUCAUCAGCAAUGCCCACGAAUGGUGCUGGAGGAUGGAACACCGUGUAAUUUUGAAUCAAGCUACAAUCAAUUACCUCUGGGAAAUCAGGGUGAAUCUAGUAAGUUUUUGUAUUCCUAUGUAGUAUUCAAAAAAGGAAUUGCCUCACGGCAAGGUAAGCUUCCAAGGUUGGUUAGGCCAACACUUGUUCGAUCGAAACAUUCUAUUUGCCGAAUGUGCACAGAUGAGGGGAAACUGCAAGAGAUCAUAUUCACGGCUGCUAAACAUGGGACAAACCUAUACCGAUGUGCAAAGGCUAGUAAAUGGGGCGAUCUGCUACCAAUCAAAAUAAAUAAAAGCAGCUGAUUUCUGAAGCUGAGGAAAUCGAUACCUUCGAAUCGGAGGAAAGUUGAACUUUGGAGUGUCCCAGGUUGUUGUAUGGAAAAUUAGAAAAUAAAAGCAAGCUUAUGCGUUAGACCA